UUCAAAUAGUUCAGAAUCAGAUAGCUCACAAUUGGAUAGUUCAAGGCCGGAUAAGUACAUUAAUGAAGAUUAUACCUCUUUAGCUGAACAAAUAAAAAAUAUGAAAGAAUGUAUCAAUAUAAUCUCGAAUAAUGAUAUUUUUUACAUCAGUAAUUUGUCAGAUUUCGAUUCUGAUCACAAUCAAGGUGUCAGUCAAGCCUUAUCUUCCAAAUUUGUCAGAUAUGGACCAACAUUAACUUCAAAAGCCUCAUUCUCUAAAGUCAUCGGAUCUGAUGCAUCAUUAAUUUCAAAAGCUUCUUCAAAAAAUCAACACCAAAAGGAACCAAUAACUCCAAUUAUUAUUAAUUCAGAUGAUGAUCGAUCAGAUAACGAUAGAAUUAAUAGGAACGAAAGAAGAAAUAUUCGGCAACCCGACAAUAAAAUAUGA
This is a messenger RNA of Funneliformis caledonium, 427 nucleotides long. Lineage: Eukaryota; Fungi; Glomeromycota; Glomeromycetes; Glomerales; Glomeraceae. The record is from the annotation of a GenBank genome assembly.